Penicillium salamii is the source of this 918-nucleotide messenger RNA. NCBI's taxonomy places the organism in Eukaryota, Fungi, Ascomycota, Eurotiomycetes, Eurotiales, Aspergillaceae. The record is from the annotation of a GenBank genome assembly.
AUGCACUCGAUGACUCUCGGUGCCCAAGAGGUGACGGAGAUCCUUGCGACCGUCGGGGCGCAAAAGGGCAACAUGCGCUUGGACAAAAUAUUCUUGAGUGCUGUCUCGGCGGGCUGCCUGUUGGCUUUUGCGUGCGGCACUGUCUUGAGUACCAAUGCCACACCGUGGUUUCAAGAAAACGCACCUGGUCUGAUGCGAACCAUUAGCGCAUUGGUCUUUCCGUAUGGUUUGUGUAUGAUUAUUCUCACGGGGGCUGACCUAUGCACGGGGUCAUUCAUGUUUACUACCAUCGCAGCCCUUCAUCGCCGUUUAUCUUGGACCAAAAUGCUGAUCCACUGGGGAGUCACGUUCCUUGGCAACCUGGCAGGAUCGCUGUUCGUGGUGGCUAUCAUAUUUGGAUACGGGGAUGUGUUCUCGGCAGACCCCUUUCGAUCAGCGGUGAUCUCUUUCGCGACAAAAAAGCAGGUCGCGCCCAGUUUUCACACUGUUUUCUUAAGAGGCAUUGGCUGCAAUUGGCUGGUGUGUCUGGCUUGCUUCUUUGGCUUCCAGGGCCAAGAGCUAGCAUCUAAAGUGAUUGGAAUAUGGGGACCAACCUUUGCGUUCGUCUCACUCGGGCUUGACCACGUUGUCGCGAACAUGACAUUCAUCCCACUGGCAAUUUGGGUUGGAGCGCCUGAAAUCACAGUGAGCCUCUAUAUUUGGAAAGGCAUCAUUCCCACAUUGUUGGGCAACAUCAUCGGCGGGGGGCUCUUCUGCGGAACAUACUAUUGGUACAUGCAGCUCCUUGACAUCAAUACUUUGCCCUUAUAUGAGACCAGGAAGAAGGGAGAUAGCUCGCCCGAUUCGGUAUCGCAGUGUGACGGAGUCGCCGUCAAAUUAUAUUUGAAACAAUUUUCAACCUUGAAGUCACGCAAGUGA